This is a messenger RNA of Clunio marinus, 441 nucleotides long. The record is from the annotation of a GenBank genome assembly. Lineage: Eukaryota; Metazoa; Arthropoda; Insecta; Diptera; Chironomidae.
AUGACAAGCAAGAGGGAUGUCCAAUUUGUGAAGUCAACUGGCCCCAUCAAAGUAGAAACGAGAAGGAAGAAGAGAAGAACCGAGAGAAUUGCUAAGCACAAGAAUAUAAUGAGAGUUCCAUACAAUGCACCAACUACAGCGAGAAUCAAUGUCAAUAAUGAAAAAGAUUCAUCUCAUGACUAUCAGAUCAAAGAAAUACUCACAAGUGCCAGUAACAGAAUAAAGUUCCAUGGAAAGCAACUGCGAGCAAGAUUAGAACAUGACAAAACCAAGCAGAGGCAUAGAAAAAAUGUAACUCCGAUGAAUGCAAGCCAGUUACUAAGAGAACUUUUUACAUCGUUUGUUAUGCAACCUUUGCUCAUUUUUGUAAAGAACAUUAGAACAUUAGCAAAUGAGAAGAAAAUUCUGCAACAAAUGAACAAAAGUUUGAGUUAUUUAUAA